GACUUUAAAUCAAUUCCAUUGUUAGACUAUCUUGCAUAUGGAAAUGACAAUUAAUAAGAAGCCUAACACAAUUACAACAACUAUCAUACAGUAUUUUUCUGUUCCUUAGUCUUCUACUUCAAUAAAGACUAGAUCACAAACCAAAACGAUGAAUCCCGAAAAAUGGGUCUUCAAUUUACUGCUUCCAUUUCUUUUCAUCAGAUUUUGCACUUCCAUUGACACCUUAACUCCAACCCAAUUCAUCAAGGACGGCGAUGUUUUGGUAUCCAGUGGUGAAACCUUCGCACUUGGGUUUUUCGGUCCGGAAAAUUCCAGUCACAGGUAUGUUGGAAUAUGGUAUAACAAGAUUUCAGAACAAACUGUCAUUUGGGUGGCCAAUAGGGAUAGACCAAUCAAUGGUACCUCCGGGGUUCUAUCCCUCAACAGGGAUGGAAACCUUGUCAUCUACGACAAUACCCGAAAUUCUACCGUUUGGCAGACAAAUGCAUCAGCAGUUUCUUAUUUAGCUCGACUCUUGGAUUCGGGGAAUUUGGUGUUGUUCCAAGGAGAUAGGGGGAGUGGUGGUGUUGUUUGGCAAAGUUUUGAUCAACCUACGAAUACCCUGUUGCCAACCAUGAAGCUUGGGUUGGAUAGGAGGACCGGUCUUGAAUGGUUUCUCACAUCGUGGAAGUCGAGAGACGACCCUGGUACAGGAGAGUACUCCUAUCGGGUCGAACUGAAUGAGCUUCCCCAGUUGAUACUAUUCAAGGGCUCAACCCGAGUCUGGCGGAUACCCUCAUGGUUAAAACCCGGUAGGAAUGACGAGGCUGAGGCCACGGCAAAUUCCAUACUCAAUGCAACUUACGUGAACAAUCGCGACCAAGUCUAUGCGUUUUACACCCCGAUCAAUGCGUCAACCCUGUUGACAACGUUCGUGGAUGAAUUGGGUUCUUUAAAAAUACUGACAUGGAUCGGCAAAUGGGUCGAGUUCUAUUCGGUCCCUGGAGACCAAUGCGCUACUUACGGCCGGUGUGGUGCUUAUGGGUACUGCGACUCAACCAACAGGCAAGAUUUUGAGUGUACGUGUCUUCCGGGAUACGAGCCCAGGUCGGCAGAGGAGUGGUACCUACGGGAUGCGUCGGGCGGGUGCAUCAAGGAGCGCAAGGCACUUUCCAUGUGUGGAAACGGAGAAGGUUUUGUCAAGGUUGUGAACGCAAUUAAUCCGGAUACAUACAAGGCACGUUUGUUGAUGAGCCUAAGCGUGCAUGAGUGCAAGGAUGAGUGCUUGAGAAACUGUUCUUGCUUGGCUUACGCUAGCGAAGCAGAAGGAGGAGAGAGAGCGAAUUGCAUCACUUGGUAUGAAAAUUUGAUGGAUGUGAGAAAAUCCAUGAGAACGUUCCCAAGAAGAAGCGGACUAGACUUGCAUGUACGGGUUGAUGCGGUUGAAUUAGCUCAAAGUAUGAAAUCCAGGAGAAUAAAGCAAAAAAAGGUUGCUGUUGUGGUGGCAUCAGUUGUCUUAACAUCACUCCUAUUUAUCAUCUUAGUUUGUUGGUUGCAGAUGAAGAAGCGAAGAAGAGGAUAG
Messenger RNA from Rhododendron vialii, 1561 nucleotides. Its product is annotated as G-type lectin S-receptor-like serine/threonine-protein kinase RKS1. The record is from RefSeq and is a predicted model, not a curated record. Gene Ontology annotation, biological process: recognition of pollen. NCBI's taxonomy places the organism in Eukaryota, Viridiplantae, Streptophyta, Magnoliopsida, Ericales, Ericaceae. The transcript has 3 exons. Bases 149 to 1561 code for a protein of 470 amino acids.